AUGAACAAUUACCAAAAAAUACUCUAAAAUAUGUCAUUGAUGGCACUGUACCUACAGCCUCCCUAAACAAUCAAAUACUAUAUAGAUGAAAAAUUAAAAGGUAAACUCGCUCUAAGAAAUAGAGUUGAACUCUGGAUAAAUUUCAAGCCACGAAACAGAAGAAUUAAACGAAUUUAAAAAAAGAUUGGUGGAUUUUUGGACCCUGCAUCAUCAAAAUACAGAGCAAAACUAAUCCAAAUAGAGUCACAAAUUAAUCAAAAUGUGGGAUCUCAAGUUUGAGGAAAUUUAGGAAUUUUAAGCCUUCAAAUCAUAAUUUGAGCUUGAAUUAAUGCAUUUAUGCAACUAUUAGCAAGAUCAAACUUUAAGAGAAAUUACCUAAAAGAAUUUCAUUGAAGUUGUUUGUGAGAAUAAAAAUUUAUAAAAGCAAUUAGAAUAAUUAACUAGCUCAAACAAGCUUUUAGAAGGAUAAAAUAAAAUGCUAGAGAAACAAAUAGCCGAACUCAAAAGUGAAAUCAAGGAUCUUAAAAAUUAGAUAAACUCUAAUACACUCUUUUAUAAGGAGAGUUAAGACUUGCAGUAGGCUAAAGUAGAUAAAGUUAAAUUGGAAUAAUACAAUUAAGACCUAUAGAAAGAAAUCCGGAAAUUGUAGGAUGUAAAUUAUUUCGAUUAUAAUUAGGAAAUAGAACUUGAUAAACAACAUCUCCUAUAGAAUUAAGUUAGGCUAUUGGAACAAAAGAUGAAGACUUAAGCUGAAUAGUUGGUUUAAGCAAAUGCAGAAAUUAAAUAAUAUACAAAUGAAAUUUAACAAUUGAAAGUCAAGAAUUCAAAGAUUAUCAACUGUAAUUUUGAAUCUUUUGGAAUAAGGAGUAUUCCUGUAUUCAAUGGUGUGCAGUCCUAUUUAUAUGUUACAAUGUAUUUAUUGGAAUUAAUCACUCCUUUGAGUCAAAUUCUAGUGGUUAAUGAGAAAGUAAGUGCAUUGUUAUCUCAAUUUAUAAAAUACAUUAGAAAAGAAAAUGACUAGAUUUAAUCUUCAACAGCCACUUAAUUAUAGGAUUUUAUCAAGAUUUAAAAUUAAAAUGAUAACAAGGUUAAUGAUUUUUUAUUUUCUAUAAUCGAUCAUUUAACGAAAGAAGUAAUUAAAAAUGAAAAGGAAAAAUCAUAAAUUGCAUCCAUUAUUCAGACUGAUGACUCUCCGAUUUUUGAUAUGUUUUUCUUCUUAUAACGUUUAUUUCCAAUUAAUGUAGAAAGUAAGACUUAAUAAAAUAAUUAGUUUUGCCAAAUGAAGUCCCACUAAUUAAUAGCAUCAAAUAUGUGAGAUAUUUCGAUACAAUCAUUACACCAUAAGGAGAGUUUUCAAAAUAUCUGAAUGACUUGAUUAAAUUGGAAGGUCAGGAAAAUAAGAUAGAUGACAACGAGGCACCAGAUUUCAAUUUCAUUAUAUUUCCUUAAAUUUUAAUUUUCAACACUUCCGAAUUAUCACUAUAAAAAGCAGACAUUAAGAUUUCUUUGAUUAUACCCAGUAGAUCUUUGAAUCCUGAAUAAGUUGAUAGUCAAUAUUAAUUAAUUAGCAUGAUACAUUGGAUUUAAGAGGGUAAUUAAGUAAAUUAUUGGAUUACUCUAUGUAAAAAUAAGACUUGGGUUGAAAUCAAAUAGGAAAACGCAUAGAUCGUUGAUAUUAAUUCAAUAUUAACAUUCUAAUCACCUCAUAAUGACAAGGAAUUAUUAAUCUAUGAGAAGGUAAAAAUAUGAAAC
Molecule: messenger RNA, 1752 nt
Organism: Paramecium octaurelia
Lineage: Eukaryota; Ciliophora; Oligohymenophorea; Peniculida; Parameciidae
Source: the annotation of a GenBank genome assembly